AUGGAGGAACACACAGAGGCAGGCUCAGCACCAGGGCUGGGGGAACAGAGGGCGCUAAUUGACAACCCUGCCGACAUCCUGGUCAUUGCGGCUUAUUUCCUGCUGGUCAUUGGUGUCGGCUUGUGGUCCAUGUGCAGAACCAACAGAGGCACCGUUGGCGGCUACUUCCUGGCAGGACGAAGCAUGGCGUGGUGGCCGGUCGGGGCCUCUCUCUUCGCCAGCAACAUCGGCAGUGGCCAUUUCGUGGGCCUGGCAGGGACGGGCGCGGCAAGUGGCCUGGCUGUGGCUGGAUUUGAGUGGAAUGCGCUGUUCGUGGUGCUGCUACUUGGCUGGCUCUUCGUGCCCGUGUACCUGACCGCGGGCGUCAUUACGAUGCCGCAGUACCUACGCAAGCGCUUUGGCGGCCGUCGAAUCCGCCUCUACUUGUCCGUGCUCUCGCUUUUUCUGUACAUCUUCACCAAGAUUUCGGUGGAUAUGUUCUCCGGGGCAGUAUUCAUUCAACAGGCUCUGGGCUGGAAUAUCUAUGCCUCCGUCAUCGCGCUUCUGGUCAUCACCAUGAUCUACACUGUGACAGGAGGGCUGGCAGCGCUGAUGUACACGGAUACGGUGCAGACCUUCGUCAUUCUCGCGGGGGCCUUCGUACUCAUGGGUUACGCCUUCCACGAGGUGGGCGGGUAUUCGGGGCUUUUCGACAAAUACCUGGGGGCAAUGACGUCCCUGACGGUGUCCGAGGAUCCGGCGGUGGGCAACAUCUCCAGCUCCUGCUAUCUACCCCGGCCCGACUCCUACCAUCUGCUCCGGGACCCUGUGACGGGGGACCUGCCGUGGCCUGCGCUGCUUCUGGGGCUUACCAUUGUCUCAAGCUGGUACUGGUGCAGCGACCAGGUCAUAGUGCAGCGCUGUCUGGCUGGGAAAAACCUGACCCACAUCAAGGCGGGCUGCAUCCUGUGCGGCUACUUGAAGCUGAUGCCCAUGUUCCUCAUGGUCAUGCCGGGCAUGAUCAGCCGCAUUCUUUACCCGGACGAGGUGGCGUGCGUGGUGCCAGAGGUGUGUAAGCGCGUGUGUGGCACCGAGGUGGGGUGCUCCAACAUCGCCUACCCGCGGCUCGUCGUGAAGCUCAUGCCCAACGGUCUGCGCGGACUCAUGCUGGCGGUCAUGCUGGCCGCGCUCAUGUCCUCGCUGGCCUCGAUCUUUAACAGCAGCAGCACGCUUUUCACCAUGGACAUCUACACGCGCCUGCGGCCCCGCGCGGGCGACCGCGAGUUGCUGCUAGUAGGACGGCUCUGGGUGGUGUUCAUCGUGGCCGUGUCGGUGGCCUGGCUUCCCGUGGUACAGGCGGCGCAGGGCGGGCAGCUCUUUGAUUACAUCCAGUCGGUCUCCAGCUACCUGGCGCCGCCGGUGUCGGCCGUCUUCGUGCUGGCGCUCUUCGUGCCCCGCGUCAAUGAGAAGGGCGCCUUCUGGGGACUGAUCGGGGGCCUGCUGAUGGGUCUGGCACGCCUGGUUCCCGAGUUCUCCUUUGGCUCGGGCAGCUGCGUGCGCCCCUCGGCGUGCCCCGCACUCCUCUGCCGCGUGCACUACCUCUACUUCGCCAUCGUGCUUUUCGUCUGCUCCGGCCUCCUCACCCUCGUGGUCUCGCUGUGCACACCGCCCAUCCCGCGCAAGCACCUCCACCGCCUGGUUUUCAGUCUCCGGUACAGCAAGGAGGAGCGCGAGGACCUGGAUGCUGAGGAGCUAGAAGGUCCAACCUCAGCCCCUGUACAGAACGGGCGCCCUGAGCACGCGGUGGAGAUGGAGGAGCCCCCGUCCCCAGCACCAGGCCUGUUCCGCCAGUGCCUGCUCUGGUUCUGUGGAAUGAGCAGGGCUGGGGCAGGCAGUCCCCCACGCCCUACCCAGGAGGAGAUGGCUGCCGCAGCCAGGCGACUGGAGGACAUCAGUGAGGACCCAAGCUGGGCCCGAGUCGUCAACCUCAAUGCCCUGCUCAUGAUGGCCGUGGCCACGUUCCUCUGGGGCUUUUAUGCCUGA
Messenger RNA from Orcinus orca (killer whale), 2022 nucleotides. It is a transcript of the gene SLC5A2, whose product is annotated as solute carrier family 5 member 2. The coding region runs from base 1 to 2022 and encodes 673 amino acids. The transcript is spliced from 14 exons. Gene Ontology annotation, cellular component: plasma membrane. Lineage: Eukaryota; Metazoa; Chordata; Mammalia; Artiodactyla; Delphinidae. The record is from RefSeq and is a predicted model, not a curated record. Gene Ontology annotation, molecular function: D-glucose:sodium symporter activity. Gene Ontology annotation, biological process: sodium ion transport; transmembrane transport.